Strongyloides ratti is the source of this 591-nucleotide messenger RNA. RefSeq lists its product as hypothetical. The coding region runs from base 1 to 591 and encodes 196 amino acids. The transcript has a single exon. The record is from RefSeq and is a predicted model, not a curated record. NCBI's taxonomy places the organism in Eukaryota, Metazoa, Nematoda, Chromadorea, Rhabditida, Strongyloididae.
AUGGAACAACAUCAUUGUAAAAUUCUCGAAGAGGAAAAUGGUAAUAAUAAAAGUGAUUUAAUAAAAAAUGUUUUUCCACAAUAUAAAGUUGUUGAUACAUUUCAACCAUGGCCUUCAAUAGAAGAAGUUAGAAAUAAAAGAUCUUCAUUACAAUCAAUCAAAAAUAGAUUUAUAAAAGAAAGUAAGAAGAAACAAAGUUUUAAUGAAAUUUCACCUUCAUUAAUAGAAAAUGACAAUAAUGUUAAAAAUAGAAAUAUAGUGGAAAUAAAAUGUUUAACAGAUAUGAUAAAAGAAAAAGAUAAUGAUAAAAAAACAAAAAAUUAUGAUAAUUAUAAUGAAAAAGUAUCAUCAUCUGUUCCAUUAAAAAAGAAAAAUAUUUUUUCAAAAGGUAAAUUACUGUCAACAGCCAUAGCCACUGCGUCAAAUGGAGCUGACUAUUUAUUAGGUAAAUCAGGUAAUGAAAAAGAAGAUAAAAUAAAAUUGACAAGAAGAAUGGAUGUACCUUUAAAAACUUUUUCAGAUCCUGUUUGUAGGAUGGCUCCUAGAGUAGAAUUUGGAGAUGAUGAUUCACCCCGUGUAGUACCUAAUUAA